Macadamia integrifolia is the source of this 3383-nucleotide messenger RNA. RefSeq lists its product as uncharacterized. Gene Ontology annotation, biological process: asymmetric cell division. The transcript has 3 exons. The record is from RefSeq and is a predicted model, not a curated record. NCBI's taxonomy places the organism in Eukaryota, Viridiplantae, Streptophyta, Magnoliopsida, Proteales, Proteaceae. The coding region runs from base 973 to 3132 and encodes 719 amino acids.
UGGUGGCUUUAAAUUCCCUUUUCACCAUCUAAAUUCUGAACGACCAGACUCCUUUUCCUGUGUCUAGCUGUCUUAAGAAUGGUGAAAUCUUCUUUGAUCACAAAAAAAAGAAAAAUCCCCCUUUUGCCCCAUCUAGAGGAACCCUCCAAAAAUAUUCUUUUUUCUUUCUCUAUUUGGUUAAUUAAUUCCAUUAUUUCUAUCUAACAUUGAAUAAAAACCCACAAUAAAUUUUAAUAAUUUUGGUAAAUAAGUCAUACCAAAAUUUCCUCUCUCGUUUUCGUCAUUUUAUCAUUUUUCGUGUACAGGGAUUCUCCGAAAUCAGAUGGGUUUUUGAUUUUUGAACCUCUGCUUAGUUUUUUGUUUUUCUGUAGUGUAGAUAAUAUAGCUACGGGUGUCGUUUUUCGAGGUUUUACGAGCUGGGCUUUUGGAUUGCAAUGUUGAGAGAAGUUUGGUUUCCCUAACCGCGUGGAUUUGGAAGAGGAAAAAGGGGAAAAGAACGACUUUUGAUGUUGUGAGGACGAGAAAAGUAAGCUGUUUCCUUCUGUUCUUUCGUCAGUUUGCAGAUAUUUUCUUGUGGGGAUAAUGGGUUUUGCAGAUUGUUUCCUCAUUGGAAUUGGGUUUGAUUGUUCGCAGUUACUCUUACCAGAAAAUCUUGGAUUUUUAAUGUGUUGAUGCUCCGGUUUAUUGUUGAUGUUGAUACCUGCUUCAUUGGGUAUUUAUUUAUGUUUACGAUAUUGCGUUUAAUUGCCUGAUUUCAUGGAGGAUUCUGGUCUGUGAUGUUUUGGUUAUAUAACGAUAUCUGAGGGUUCCUUCUCCUGAGCUGCAUAGUUUGGGCUUCCUUUUCUUAUUUAUAGAUUCAUGGGGUAUCUACUUUCUGGGCUUCUUGCAUUGGAAACUGGAACAAGAAGGGGAAUUUUUUCCAAGAAUUUAAGUAGGGAAGGUUGUGCUUUUCCGUGGAAGAGAGAGUGAAAAAUGGACUUGUGGGUUGUUGCAGCAGCUGCGGGGGCUGGAUAUCUAGCCAAAUACCUGUCGAGGGAGAGGGAAAGAGAAGGAUUAUCAGAGUCUUUUCCUGGAGGCUCUACACAAGAUAAAUCUGAGCCUCAUUCUUUGCUGCAACAGCUUCGAGAACGCGCAUGUCCCCUCCAAAGAUUAUCUGGGAGGCAAUUAGGAGAGAAUGCUACUUCUGGGAGAGAUUCAUCUAACUCGCAUCUGAGGUUGACAGAAGAAAAUGGGUCAGCUGGUACUUCAGCAACAGAAAUGGCUUCUACUAGUGGGUUUGGUCAUGAAGCUUUGGAGAAUUUGCGGGUGUAUGAGGAGUACAAUAUACUUUCUUUAUCAUCUUUUCGUCCAGGGUUCCCUGGAAAGAACAAUCAAGAGAAAGUAGAUGGAAUUGAAGCCACGGGUAAAGUUUCUGAUAAAUCUGAGGAUUUUUUUUCAUCUGAACGCUCCACUAGAGAGAAACGUUUUUAUAACAGGGACAGCGGAAGCAGAAACUCUCUUAGAAGUAGGCGGCCUCAAGGGUAUUCUAUUAAACCUCUAAGCUCUUUGGAAAGCUGCCUCAUUGCUCAGUUGUACAAUGAACAUGUUGAAAUGGAUGAAUAUGUAUUUACUCAACUUUCACCCCCGACUGCACCAACUGUGAGGCCAUUGCUUGUAACUGAUGGAAAACAAAUAAUUAGCAGAGCAAGUGCUGAUUCUUACGGAGUAAAUUUUGGAAGUGUAGAAAAUAUGGUGCAUGAGGGAGCCGAAGCAUAUGCAGAAGGGGAGAGAAUGUUGGGGGUUCCACCACUUCCAGAUAUUGGCUCUGUAAAACUCUCAAAGAAAUUGAAACAAAGGAGAGGAAAGGGUCGGCUUGGAAGAUCGGGCCGUUCCAAUAUGAGAGUCUCACCAAAAAACUUCCGGUCACAAGGCUCACCAAAUGGAAUGCUUCUGUUCUGCAUUGGGGUCGCUUUUGGUGUUGUGUCUACUGUGAUGUCAAACAAAAGAGAAGUGGACAGGCUAAAUGAGUUUUUAAAACAGACAGAGAACUUGGUUCAAGAUCUACAAGAGGAGCUUGAGAUGAAAGAUUCACUGACUGUGAAGGAGCUAACUAAUGAGGGCUAUGAGCCCCAAGAAAAUAAUCACUAUUCCAUUCAUCAUCAGCCUCCAGCCUCCAUUUUCCCCCAACAGGAACUCACAGAAUCAAUAAACUUCAAUGGUAAAGAACCAUAUGAUCAGAAUGAAGAUGAGAAGUCAGAGAUUAUGAGUAAAAUUGAAGCAGAGCUUGAAGCUGAACUUGAGAGGUUGGAGCUGAACAUGUGCUCAUCUACUGUACAGAGAACAUUAUGCGGUCUUUUGGAGCUUGAUCCAGAUUUUGAAGCAGACAUUGUUCAGGAAGAACUGAGAGCAGACAUGCUCAACAGAGGGGCCAGGGGGCAAGAUGAUUCAGACCAAAAUGCAAGUGACACCUCCACUACUCCCACCCACGCUGCAAAUUAUGCAGUCUCACCUCGAGAGCUCAGCUUGCGCCUUCAUAAAGUUAUUCAGGAAAGACUAGAGGAACGCAUCAUGGAGCUUGAGACGGCACUCCAGCAAAGUCAACAACGGAUGCACAUAUUGGAAUCUGAGGGUGUCAACUCCCAAAGGGACUUCUCAAACAGUGAAAUAGGAUCAUCUACUCAUGAGAGUUCAAGUAUGAGGGAAGAUAGCAACAACAUAGCUGGGCCCCUGAUUCUAAAUCUAUCAGGGGAAGCACUAGAUGCAUACAAUGAAGCUUGUGAAGUUUUCACAAGGGCAACUGAGCCUGAGGAAGAGAGGACACCCACCACAGUAAGCAACAAUACUAAUCUCUACCGAGAAGAAUAUCAUCCUUUGAAUCAGCGUGAGGUUUGCCAUCAGAACGGAAGUGGGCAAAAUGGGUCUCUGACACACCUUAGGAUCAUCGAAGAUAGACAACCAAGGAGUUUGGUUCAUGAUAAAAUCAGGUCAUGGGAAGAGAGGGUGUCAAGAAGUCGAGGAUCAAGUGAGCUUGGUGAUAGCGAAAAUGAAGAAGAUGAGAUGGGAAAGCUAUUGAUUAAGCAGAUUGUGGAGAAAAGUAAGCAAGGGUCUCCCGCUGUAUUAAAUGUUCAAAAGAUGCUCUUCGCAAUGGAUUAAAAAAACAACAUUUCAGUGAAGAAAAUUGAAUUUGAAAAGAGAAUUUAUUUAUUUGAGAGGGUGAAAAAUGAAAGAGUAGGUUUUACUUACUGUGUAUAUUGAAUAUCCGUUUCUCCCCAGAUUCAUUCAAUAGGUGCUGGAAACAAUUUUUCAGUAAUCAUCUUGUACAUCAAUUAACAAAUUUGUUUUCAAGGAAGUCCAGAACAUCAAAAAAGAAUCAUUUUAGACAAAGGGUGUAUAGCCCAUGAUGA